Molecule: messenger RNA, 1338 nt
Organism: Dissoconium aciculare CBS 342.82
Lineage: Eukaryota; Fungi; Ascomycota; Dothideomycetes; Mycosphaerellales; Dissoconiaceae
Product: DDE-domain-containing protein
Exons: 3
Cellular component (GO): nucleus
Molecular function (GO): DNA binding
Source: RefSeq, a predicted model, not a curated record
UCGAUUGCCUUCAGUCUAGCAUGCUCACGUGUUGUCGCGGAAAGACUGAGCAAGCCUCCGGGCAAGAACUGGUCGCAAUCCUUCUGCAAGCGGUACUCUAACAUCUUGAAGGCUGGCAAGAGCAGCGCGAUGGACUGGAACCGCUUUGACAUCUAUGAGAAAGUGGUGAAAUGGUUUGACGUGAUCGCCGGUGUGCUACAGGACCCGGAAGUCCUACCGGAGAACGUGUAUAACAUGGACGAGAUGGGUGUAAUGCUGUCAAAGCGGAAUUCUGUGAGAGUCAUCAUGGAUAGAACGAACCAGCACGGCUGUCGAGUCGCACGUGUGAAGCGGACGACCGUAACAGCAGUCGAAUGUGUGAGUGCUGACGGGCGAUAUCUACAUCCUAUGAUUAUCUGGCCCGCGGCCACCCACCGAGCGAAUUGGGUCACUCAUCCUACGCCUGGAUUGCAUUAUGCCUACUCCGACAGCGGAUGUACAGACUCAUAUCUCAGCCUGCAGUGGCUUCGUCUUUUCGCUCUUCGGCACCAGAUCGUACUUUGUCGCUUGCCGUCCCACUCGUCCCAUAAACUGCAACCGUGUGAUAUCUCCAUCUUCGGUCCCCUCAAAGCGGCAUAUCGUGAUCAGGUCGAACGGCUUGAGCGAGGCGGUGUAGGAACGAUCGGCAAAGAACACUUUGCCAUGUUGUAUUGUCAUGCGCGUCAGAUCGCGUUCACGCCCCGAAACAUCCGCGCAGGAUGGGCGAAGGCAGGUCUAUUCCCAUUCUGUCCCGAAAGAGUGCUUCGUGAUCUGCCGCGCAAUCCGGUGGGCCAGCAGGAUGCCAACAUACGAACGCGGCCAAUACCAAGCGUUCCAUCCACUCCGAUGAUACCUGUGACACCAGUGACUCCGGUGGAUCUUGCAGGCAUACUUACCUUGCACGACGUGAUCCGGCGUGAUACACAGGGUUUAGACAGCGGCUCCCAGCGCCGCUUGCAGAAGUAUGUACAGAAAUUAGCAAAAGCAGCCGAGACUUCAUUCGGCGAGCACAUACUGCUCGAGCGGCGCAACGAGUUUCUGCAAAAGUCGAACAGCGAAGCUCGGGUACGACGCUCAACGAGAUCCAAAGUCAUCGGGACAGCGAGAGUGAUGAGCUAUAAGGAUCUGGAGAAAGCAAGAGAUGGGCGGGCACUUCGAGACGCGAGGCCAAUCGCAAAGCGCAGAUCGAGAACUCAGGCGGUAGACCGCAAUGCCACUAACGAAACCUCGGAUGUGGUGCCGACUAGUACUGACUCACUAAGGGUACAAAGAAGAUACACAGAAUUGCACACUCAAGGAAUACCGACCACCAAUAGCUAG